AUCAUCAACUCAAUUUUUAAUCAACACAACGAUAAGAAUUCUGCUCUAUAACAUUUAACAUAAUUAUUUGUCGAUGUAACAUAUAUUUGCUCCAAACGUUAGCGGUUCGGAAUGGUACGAUUCCGCAGCUGCCCGUAUUUUCUUUGCACCAACUUAUUUAGGUUUGCUGAAAUUUACCUGGCAGUUUAUACACACUAAUGAUUUAUGUAGAAUAUGGGAUACAGACCAAAUCUUAAUUGUAUGAAAAGUAUCCUUGAUGGAGGUAUCAUAUGACAUUAACAUUUAUUUUACAUUAAUUUUCAGCUAUAAGAUUAAGAAAUGUCAAACAAUAUAACGAAAUGUAUCUUCAAACAAUAUUUUGGUAAACUCGGUACUACAAAACUGAUUUGCAACUUGAUGUUUUAUGUUGUUAACAUGCCUGGCCUUUUAUUUCCGUUCUCUCACUCUAGGCGAAUUGUCAAUAUCUCUCUUUUGAUUUAUCUGGUGCAGUGUAUAAAUGCGUUCGUCGAAAGGCAGAGGCCAUCUAAUAACGUCGUGUAAAGUUUCUGCGUGCUAAUAACUACAAUUCACCGUAAACAUAAAGUUGCUUAAUAGGCCAAAUCCGAUUUCGCCUCUAAAGCAAGUGAUAGUCCAAACAGUAAAAAGGGAUAGAUAUACAGUUACUGAGGUUUUGAGUUCUUGCCGCUUUUUAGAGCAACCAAGCUGGAUGAUAGAAUUCAACCAUGGCUUAACGUAAUCACAUCGUGGAAUUUACAGAUGUCCUUAAUCAGUUAGGAGAUAUAGCUAGGCCUAAAGUAAUUUGCAAACACUGAUUAUGUGUGUUACGAUCAGUGGUAUUGCUGUGGCGAGGGAGCUUUUUACAAGCAAUGCCUAGCAAUCCCCGCAGUCAUUGCGUCGAAGUAUCCGAUCACCAUGGCAUUCACAACAAAAUAUCAUCAAGCCGGCUAAAUUGAAUCAUCGCAGCAACAUCCAUUCUGACAAAUUGAAUUGUAUUAAACGGUCAGCUUUAAGGCAGUCGUCAUUACGUUAAUUUGGUUAGGAUAAUUUGCACAACAAAAACGGUGAGCGCGCGAUUGAUCGCCAAAGAAAGCCACUUCUUGCAGUAUAUCACUUGCCGGGUUAUAAAAAAAAAACGAGCCUCUUGAAAAAAAAAAAAAAACCUCGAGAGCUCCACAUGACGUUUAAAUGCUUCAUUCGUAUACAAGAGUGAAAAGACCUAGUGAUUGGCGUGAUUAAUUAAAACAUUGCUCUCACACAACUACAACAAGAGUAAAUUUCCCCACAAGAAACCUGCAUCAAUUGAGAAACUCAUGAGACGGUGCGAUAUAUCUGCGCAUGUCUGUUAGCCGGUAAAUUUAGCGUCGGAAUCGAUUACCAACUGGCAACUCACACUCUCCCAAUAGCAGUCUAAUCAGUCUUUACGUCGCAACACAACUACGCAUUCGAAAGGAUUUUCCACGCCAGAAAAUAUCGCGUAAUAUUUCUGUUUCUCAAUUGAAUUUUCCAGUCGAUGUUAGGACAUCCUACGAUUUUAAUUAGCAAAAACUCUUGGUUGCGGUUGCGUUGUCUGUAGCUACGACGCCAUUGGCAUGAACUCGUUGUGGAGUCUGUCUUUAUACAACACGCAAGGAACCUUCGAAUCUAUACAGCAGUUGUAUGCAUCGCUAUUAUCUGUUGACAAAGCAUUUAGUCGAGAAGGCCCACGCGAGGAAGGGGAACAAUUGGAGGGUGCGAGAGAAGAUUCUGAACGUCACAUGAGUACCGAGAGGGCCAGAGAGCGUUACCUCAACAACGCGUAUGUGGUGGAAGAUGACGAGAUCUCUAACCCGAUAUGUUUGAAACAGUUGCCACCUUUACCUGUUCCGCCCCUCAUCGAAUCACUCGAACUCUAUCUUCGAUCCACAAAACCUCUUCUGACAGAGGAGCAAUACAAAACAACAGAAGAAAUCGUGACCAAAUUUGGAGAGAUGGGUGGUAGUGGACAAAAGCUGCAGACCAAAUUGUGUGAAUAUGCCAAAUGCAAAUCAAACUGGGCUUAUAAUUGGUGGCUCGAUGACAUGUACCUACGAGCGAGACUUCCGCUAGUGGUAAACUCUAACCCUGGAAUGGUGUUCCCUAAGCAGCAGUUUGAAGAUCGAAAUCAACAAUUAAAGUUUGCUGCGAGAUUAAUCUCUGGAAUUCUUGAUUACAAGGUUAUUAUUGAUGCUCGGGCUUUACCAGUGGACAGGGCGCGGCAUAAUAAACCUGGUCAGCCCUUAUGUAUGGAGCAGUAUUACCGUUUGUUCUCCUCCUAUCGAGUUCCAGGCAUCGUUAAAGAUGAACUCGUGGCGCCAUCUGUUAGUGUAAUGCCAGAACCGGAACACAUUAUAGUAGUUUGCAGAAACCAGUUUUUCGUUCUCGACGUCAUCAUAAACUUUAAGCGGCUCAGCGAACAGGAUUUAUCGAGCCAGUUGAAACGAAUUGUACACAUCGCUACAUCCUCUUCGACGACGCCGCCUAUCGGUUUAGUAACAGGAGACGGUAGAACAGAGUGGGCCCACGCUAGAAUGAGACUAAUGGAAGACUCAACAAAUAGGGAUUCACUGGAUAUGAUUGAACGUUGUAUAUUUGUAUUAUGUCUUGAUGAAAACAUGGAUCAUCCGCCCACCGACAUUAAUAAACCAAUGGACAAAGAAGAUGUUCCACUUGCUAAACAAAUGCUUCAUGGAGGAGGGAGUGAGCUCAAUAGCGGGAAUCGUUGGUUUGACAAGACUAUGCAGUUUAUUGUGGGUGAAGAUGGUUCCUGUGGAUUGAAUUAUGAACACUCACCGUCUGAGGGCGUUGCUGUUGUGCAGUUGGUUGAACAUUUACUACGAUACAUAGAUUCUGACACCCAUCGACGAAGGCUAAUUCGAGCGCAGUCAAUAUGUGAGUUACCAUAUCCAAGAAAACUACGUUGGAAACUAUCUUCAGAUACCCUCAUUGAUAUAGACAACGCUAGAAUCAAAACCGACAGAUUGGUACACAAUGUAGACCUAAAGUUGCUACGGUUUACCGAGUUUGGUAAAGGAUUCCCCAAGUCACAAAAUAUGAGCCCAGAUGCAUUCGUGCAACUUGCAUUGCAAGUUACAUAUUACAGCAUGUACGGUCAUCUAAUAUCAACGUAUGAGAGUGCGUCUACAAGGCGAUUCCAUGAAGGCCGAGUGGACAACAUUAGAGCUGCUUCCCAAGAAGCUUUAGAGUUCGCCAGAGCCAUCAAGGGUGAUCGGCUAGCUACGUUGGAGGAGAAGAUGAAAUUGAUGCGCAAAGCUAUCAAGGCUCAGACGGAUUUCUGUAUAAGAACAAUAAUGGGACAAGGCUUCGACUGUCAUCUACUGGGACUUCGUGAGCUCUCAAGGGAGUUAGGGGAACCCGUCCCCGAAAUAUUCCAGGAUGUAGCUUACGAAAUUAGCAGCUAUUUUACGUUGUCAACAAGUCAGGUUCUAACCAAGUUGGAUACUUUCAUGUGCUACGGGCCAGUGGUGCCUAACGGUUAUGGCGCCUCCUAUAAUCCCCACGAAGAUUAUAUACUUUUUGCAAUUUCGUCUUUUAAAGACUGUCCCGAGACUGACUCGACGAUUUUUCGAGAGAGUCUCUACAACUCUCUGAUGGAUAUGCACAAUCUCUGUAUUAAGAUGAACCGGAAAUUGCGUAGACAGAGUGCUGAAGAAGUUAAUAAUGACGUCACCACAGAAAAUGGUGAAGUAAUAAAUGGUGACGAAAAUACUGUUCUUCGGGAUGGAGGAAAUGCAGUCGAAAAUGGAGAUGUGGUAGUAAACGGUAACAAUACUAAUGGACUGUAAAAACUAUAUCAGGUACUAAAGGGGUUAGUGUGGGUUGGGUGGGGGGGUGUGGUGGGCGCUAGGGAUGGAUAUUGUUUACAACGUCUUAUUAAUUUACGAUUUGAGUUAGAAUAUCUCAAGGUGACACGAAACUUGCCAUCACAAUUCGCAUAUACUUCCCUUGCGUAUGUUGAUUGGCGCAAUGUUGCCCCUUAUGAAAUUAAUUCUACCAACUUUCACUUUUCUUACCGGGGAUCUCAUGGGCGGAUCCAGAGAUGUCCAAAAGUGGGGCCGAUCGAGAUAAUAAUACCCUAGGGGUUGCGAGACAUGCCCCCGCAAAAUUUUUGUGUUCUAGACGCCCGAAAAUAACUUCUGAGGCGUUUUGGGCGAUCAAAUUUUUUUUUUUUUUACUUUCUUUCUUUUUUUUUUAACCUUCCAAAAGAAUCUCACUCAUGUAUUUCAAUAUUACCAUGUGGGCCUACUCAAUUUCUGAAAGAUAACUUGCAAAAUAAAGUGUUCAUUGAAUCGAGUAAAUUAAAUUAAUGUCAUGGUAAUGUAACAUAUCACAAUAAACAACCAAACAAAUGACGGGUAACAAAGUAAUGAAAUUACUGUCAUAAUAGCAUUAUCACCAUUGUGUGUAAGCUAUGGGUAAGUAAAUGUACUGUAGGUAAUUAAUGACCGGUAGAACAGUUUAA
This is a messenger RNA of Anneissia japonica, 4498 nucleotides long. Its product is annotated as choline O-acetyltransferase-like. Bases 1590 to 3821 code for a protein of 743 amino acids. The transcript has 14 exons. The record is from RefSeq and is a predicted model, not a curated record. Gene Ontology annotation, cellular component: cytoplasm; neuron projection. Gene Ontology annotation, biological process: acetylcholine biosynthetic process; neuromuscular synaptic transmission. Gene Ontology annotation, molecular function: choline O-acetyltransferase activity. NCBI's taxonomy places the organism in Eukaryota, Metazoa, Echinodermata, Crinoidea, Comatulida, Comatulidae.